Molecule: messenger RNA, 1409 nt
Organism: Larimichthys crocea (large yellow croaker)
Lineage: Eukaryota; Metazoa; Chordata; Actinopteri; Sciaenidae
Gene: akr1a1b
Product: aldo-keto reductase family 1, member A1b (aldehyde reductase)
Exons: 9
Coding region: 197-1171 (324 amino acids)
Biological process (GO): aldehyde catabolic process
Molecular function (GO): alcohol dehydrogenase (NADP+) activity
Source: RefSeq, a predicted model, not a curated record
UCUGCCGUGGAUUUCCACCGGAAACAGAGGACUCGUCGUCCCGGAAAAGGAAACGUCACCAAAAUGAGGAGGUGUUUUUGAACAUUUGGCAGAAAACAAUACUCUCGCACACUUUUCUGCCCAGGAGGAAGAACAAGGAGAGGUCCCCGUUCAAAGUCGCGUCUUUAACUAUCCAGAAACGGUGCUUCUGAGAGGCAUGAAUGACUUUGCAGUUCUCAACACGGGCCGGAAGAUGCCCCUUAUCGGACUGGGAACAUGGAAGAGUGAGCCAGGAAAGGUGAAACAAGCAGUCAUCUGGGCCUUGGAGGCCGGGUAUCGCCACAUUGACUGUGCAGCCAUCUAUGGGAAUGAGGUUGAGAUCGGGGAAGCCCUGCAGGACACAUUCGGCCCUGGCAAGACCCUGAGACGAGAGGAUGUGUUCAUCACGUCCAAGCUGUGGAACACUCGACAUCACCCUGAGGACGUGGAGCCGGCCCUCCUGAAGACCCUGAAGGACCUGAAGCUGGAGUACCUGGACCUCUACCUCAUCCACUGGCCCUACGCCUUCCAACAAGGUGACGUUCCUUUCCCCAGAAAUGAUGAUGGCACCCUGCUGUAUGACAACAUAGACUACAAGCUGACCUGGGCUGCCAUGGAGAAGCUGGUGGAGAAGGGCCUUGUCCGAUCCAUCGGCCUGUCUAACUUCAGCAGUCGGCAGAUAGAUGACGUCCUGUCUGUGGCCAGCAUCAAACCCACUGUACUCCAGGUAGAGGGCCACCCCUACCUGGCCCAGGUAGAGCUGCUGGCCCACUGCCGGGAACGGGGCCUGGUGAUGACCUCCUACAGCCCUCUGGGCUCUCCCGACCGGGCCUGGAAACAUCCAGAUGAACCUGUUCUGCUUCAGGAGCCUGUGAUCAGCGCACUGGCAGAGAAAUAUAAAAAAUCCCCUGCACAGAUUAUCCUGAGAUGGCAGACACAACGAGGGGUGGUAACAAUCCCCAAGAGUGUGACGGAGUCCCGUAUCAAAGAGAACAUUCAGGUGUUCGACUUCACCCUUGAAGCUGAGGAAAUGAAAAGUAUUACUGCGCUGGACAAAGGCUGGCGCUACAUCGUACCAAUGAUCGAAGUGGAAGGAAAACGCGUUCCCCGGGAUGCAGGACAUCCUCACUACCCCUUCAACGACCCCUACUGACCCACUCGCACUGCAACCUGAAUUUUGUGCCUUCAACUACCCUACCAAACAGCGCAGCACCCUCCCGCAUCACUAAAUUUGUCACUAAAUGUUACUGGAUCCUGACAUUUUGUUCGUCUUAGAUCAUGUAAAAUCCUGCACUUAUCAUUAGAUUGUUACAAAUUAUUGUCGUGAUGAUCUGGAAUGACUGUGUACGUACUGUACGUGUUAUUUUUUAAAUAAACAUUUUGUUACUUCA